This is a messenger RNA of Salvia splendens (bonfire salvia), 546 nucleotides long. RefSeq names its product probable histone H2A variant 3. The record is from RefSeq and is a predicted model, not a curated record. The transcript is spliced from 5 exons. Lineage: Eukaryota; Viridiplantae; Streptophyta; Magnoliopsida; Lamiales; Lamiaceae. Gene Ontology annotation, molecular function: structural constituent of chromatin; DNA binding; protein heterodimerization activity. Gene Ontology annotation, cellular component: nucleosome. Bases 133 to 546 code for a protein of 137 amino acids.
AAAACGCAUUAAAUCCCCUCUCUUGACUGCUUACCAAAAAUUAUACUCGCAACGUUCGUUCUCCUCUCUUCUACGUUUCUGUUACUGUUGUUUUAUCUAAUUCCUCAGUGCUGAAGCUGUAUCGAGAGUAGAAUGGCGGGGAAAGGUGGAAAGGGGCUCUUGGCAGGGAAGACAAUGGCAGCUGCAGCAGCUAACAAGGACAAGAACAAGAAGCGGCCUAUUUCGCGGUCAGCUCGUGCUGGCCUCCAGUUUCCCGUGGGAAGGAUUCAUCGGCACCUCAAGUCGAGAACCAAUGCCAAUGGAAGAGUUGGAGCAACAGCAGCUGUCUACUCUGCUGCAAUUCUCGAGUAUUUAACUGCUGAAGUGCUUGAGUUGGCUGGAAAUGCCAGCAAAGAUCUUAAAGUGAAGAGGAUAAUGCCUAGGCACUUGCAGCUGGCAAUUCGGGGAGACGAGGAGCUCGACACCCUCAUCAAAGGAACCAUAGCCGGUGGUGGUGUGAUUCCCCACAUUCACAAAUCCCUCAUCAACAAAACCGCCAAGGAAUGA